GAUUGGCCGCGGCUCGUGGGCGUGGCCGGCGCGCCCGAGGAGGGUGGGGGGGGGAUGUUGUGUUCGUCCCGACCACCACUCGGCGCGAUCGGCGCGCAACCAACUGUAGGGGCGCCGCUGAUAUUAGCGACGAGGCGCGCGCGCAGAGAACCACAGCCCGCACGCGGUCCUUCCAGCGACUUCGCUCUCUCUCUCUCUCUCUUCGCCGACAUGGCUGAAGAAUUGCCACCGGAACAAAUUGCCGUCCUGCGCAAGGCGUUCGACGCCUUCGACCGCGAGAAGCAGGGCAGCAUCCCGUGCAACCUGGUGGAGGAGAUCCUGCGGCUGAUGGGCCAGCCCUUCAACAGGAAGAUACUGGAGGAGCUGAUCGACGAGGUGGACGCCGACAAGUCUGGUCGGCUGGAGUUCGAAGAGUUCAUCACGCUGGCCGCCAAGUUCAUCGUCGAGGAAGACGCAGAAGCCAUGGAGAAAGAACUAAGAGAGGCGUUCCGUCUCUAUGACAAAGAAGGGAACGGCUACAUCCCCACCACGUGCCUGCGGGAGAUCCUGAGGGAGCUGGACGACCAGCUGACCGAGCAGGAGCUGGACAUGAUGAUCGAGGAGAUCGACUCGGACGGGUCCGGCACCGUGGACUUCGACGAAUUCAUGGAGAUGAUGACUGGCUAGUGGCAUGACGUGCUGCACCAAAAUCAUCAACCCCGACAACCAAAAGACACCAUGUUGUCCCAAUUCCGUUCUUCUAUAUUAUCUGUGUUGAUGUGAAUCUGUGUUGUAUUGAACUUUCUUUUUUAAACUUGUUAUUGUAAUACUUUGGAAUAAAAUAAUUUAUUUAGUAUUA
Molecule: messenger RNA, 838 nt
Organism: Bacillus rossius redtenbacheri
Lineage: Eukaryota; Metazoa; Arthropoda; Insecta; Phasmatodea; Bacillidae
Product: troponin C, isoallergen Bla g 6.0301
Exons: 6
Coding region: 55-666 (203 amino acids)
Cellular component (GO): myosin II complex
Molecular function (GO): calcium ion binding
Source: RefSeq, a predicted model, not a curated record